AUGGACAACAUCCCCGCCAUUGUCACGCAUGCAAUAUCGUUAGGCUGCGUCACGCAAGCCUUCAGCGCUUUGUAUGAGCCGUCACCGUUAUCCGACUUUGCCGCGAAACAGUAUGGCGGCCAGUCUGUCUAUCUCACCGUCGUUGGCCUCGCGAUCACUUGGAUCUACUUUGCACUGGCACUUCAUCGCGACUUCACAGACAGCCGCGCCGCAGAGAUUAAUGCACAAGCAUUUGGAGCCGUGGCCGUUCCAUUAGAGACGCUCAUAUCUAUCCUGUACUGGGGCAUCAAGACGGCCAAACCGGAACUGAUGAUCCCACCGAUAGAAGCACUCGUUCUUCCCAUCAAGCUCGAUCUUGCGCUCCACCUCAUGCCCGUCGUCCUGCUCUGGUUCGAUUUUCUGGUCUUCCAGCCCCCCUUCAACAAGAGCUUGCGACCAGACUACAUCGCCGGCCUCGGUCUGCUAGCCUACUGCACUCAUAUUGAGAUUGCUGCAGUCAAAAAUGGACGCCUGCCAUACCCGUUCCUCCGCUUGGAAGCACCUUUUGAGCGAUUGGCGAUCUACGUCGCUUCUGCCGGCCUCUUUGUGGUCCUCUUCAAGCUCAUCAACGGCUUACACGUACAAGUCGAUCGACUACUAGACCGAAAGACAGUUGAAGCUGAACAAUAUGCCGAGGGCGAAGUAGACAUUAUGGACAAACAAAAGUGA
Molecule: messenger RNA, 708 nt
Organism: Mixia osmundae IAM 14324
Lineage: Eukaryota; Fungi; Basidiomycota; Mixiomycetes; Mixiales; Mixiaceae
Exons: 2
Coding region: 1-708 (235 amino acids)
Cellular component (GO): endomembrane system; membrane
Source: RefSeq, a predicted model, not a curated record